GCGGCGGGGUGGGAGGCGGGGGGCGGGGAGGAGCUGGAGGGGGGGUGGUUCGGCGCGGGGGGCCGUUGGCUCCAGACAAAUAAACAUGGAGUCCAUCUUCCACGAGAAACAAGAAGGCUCACUGUGUGCUCAGCAUUGCUUGAAUAAUCUAUUGCAAGGAGAGUAUUUUAGCCCUGUGGAACUAUCUUCAAUUGCACAGCAGCUCGACGAAGAAGAGAGAAUGAGGAUGGCGGAAGGAGGGCUGACGAGUGAGGACUACCGCACAUUUUUACAGCAGCCGUCGGGGAAUAUGGAUGACAGUGGGUUUUUCUCUAUUCAAGUUAUAAGCAAUGCCUUGAAAGUUUGGGGUUUAGAACUAAUCCUGUUCAACAGUCCAGAGUACCAGAGGCUCAGGAUUGAUCCCAUAAAUGAGAAGUCAUUUAUAUGCAAUUAUAAAGAACACUGGUUUACAGUUAGAAAGUUAGGAAAACAGUGGUUCAACUUGAAUUCUCUCUUGACGGGUCCAGAACUAAUAUCAGAUACAUACCUUGCACUUUUCUUGGCUCAGUUACAACAGGAAGGCUAUUCUAUAUUUGUGGUGAAGGGGGAUCUGCCAGACUGUGAAGCCGACCAGCUCCUGCAGAUGAUCAGGGUCCAGCAGAUGCAGCGACCAAAGCUGAUUGGGGAAGAAUUAGCACAGCUGAAGGAACAGAGAAUCCAGAAGACAGAACUGGAGCGAGUCUCAGAAUCCAAUGAUGGGUCAACGGUGGUGGAUGAAGAGGAGGAAGACCUGCAGAAGGCGCUCGCGCUGAGCCGCCAGGAGAUCGACCUGGAAGACGAGGAGGCGGAUCUCCGCAGGGCCAUUCAGCUCAGCAUGCAAGGUAGUUCUAGAAGUAUAUCUCAAGAUACCCCACACUCAUCAGGUACACACCUGACUUCAGAAGAACUCCGGAAGAGAAGAGAAGCCUACUUUGAAAAACAAGGGAAGAGACAGCAGCAGCAGCAGCAACAGCAGCGAGAUCCACCCAGACAACGAACGCGCCCAUGUGAAAGGCCGACCACGAGUCCCGGGGCCCUCAGCAGUGAUCUAGUCGAUUCUAUGAGUGAAGAGGACAUGCUUCAAGCAGCCGUGACCAUGUCUUUAGAAACUGUUCAAAAUAAUCUCAAAACAGAAGGAAAAUAAUAAUACCUUUUAAAAAUCAUUUAGAUAUUCAUACUUUCCAACAUUAUCCUGCGUGACAAAUAGCAUAGGGUCCAUUUUGGCAAUGUGUCAAAGAAAACAAUGUUCAACAGAGGAAUUAAGACUUUGGUUGGUUUGCAAACAAAUUUGACAAAAGUGGAAAAAUACAUCAGUUGUAGGACUCACGAAUGAUCCUCCAGAUAGUAGCCAAAGAGGCAUUCAGCGAUUAAAGACAUUGAAAAUUGUUUUCUAAAUGUUCUUUUUUUUUUUUUUGAGUGUGCAAUAUCUAACAUGUCUAAAGUUAGGACAUUUUUCUGGGAUCUGAUUUUGCAGACCAGUUCACAAUUCUUGCCACAGAGCUACCCAUACGUUACAUUGUAUUUUUUACUUCCUCCCUCCUGUGUAGGUAUUUGGUUCAUUUUCAUCUCCAGUGGUUGCUUUUGUUUCUCUGAAGCCAAAGGAACCUUUUAGGUCAGUGUAAGACUUGCACUCCCAAGCGGUGUGCGCUUGGGUAUUUCCUAGGGGUUUUUUUCUCUUUUUUCCUCUGAUCACGGUUUCUCUGUUGUUUACCGUUCUUUUUUCUACAACUUUUUGACGUUAGUCAUUCUACUUGGGAUUUUACUUUUUUUUUUAAAGCCCUCUGAGAUGGGAUCAAUAUCUCGUGGUUCUGGUCCAUUCCUCAGCUGAAAUCAACUCUGCACACGUGUCUGAGAAUCAGCCAACAUGUUUAACAGGGCAGUAUGUCCUUUUCCAGGUGUUUCAUGAAUGUCUUCUCCCAACACUCACGCUCGGCCUUUCCAGCUGUGUGGGAGCCCCCU
Molecule: messenger RNA, 1977 nt
Organism: Sorex fumeus (smoky shrew)
Lineage: Eukaryota; Metazoa; Chordata; Mammalia; Eulipotyphla; Soricidae
Gene: ATXN3
Product: ataxin 3
Exons: 12
Coding region: 86-1162 (358 amino acids)
Biological process (GO): protein deubiquitination
Cellular component (GO): nucleus
Molecular function (GO): cysteine-type deubiquitinase activity
Source: RefSeq, a predicted model, not a curated record